Emiliania huxleyi CCMP1516 is the source of this 317-nucleotide messenger RNA. RefSeq lists its product as hypothetical. The transcript has a single exon. NCBI's taxonomy places the organism in Eukaryota, Haptophyta, Isochrysidales, Noelaerhabdaceae. The record is from RefSeq and is a predicted model, not a curated record. The annotation marks the transcript as partial.
CUCGUUCGUGAUGAGGGUCCCUGGGCGCGACUGGGUGCUCGACCCGGGAUCCGGCACGGCUUGGGCGGAGUGGGACGCUGCGCUGCGCCCGAUGCUGUCCCCUGCUGCGGCAGCCAUUGCCGCUGCAGCUGCGUCUGGCUAGGCGUCUGGCUAGUGCCAGGAGGAUCGUCGCGCGGGCGCGAGCCGAGACCCGAUAGCCUCUCAGAGCAGAGACUCGACCCGAUAGAGCCUCUCAGAGCAGAGAGAAGCACUGAGGGGCCGUGGCUUGGGCACGUGUUAGUUUCUCCGUCCCAAGACCCAACAUAUGUGACAAACUG